Molecule: messenger RNA, 1785 nt
Organism: Lithohypha guttulata
Lineage: Eukaryota; Fungi; Ascomycota; Eurotiomycetes; Chaetothyriales; Trichomeriaceae
Product: Aromatic/aminoadipate aminotransferase 1
Exons: 2
Coding region: 1-1785 (594 amino acids)
Biological process (GO): L-tyrosine biosynthetic process; aromatic amino acid catabolic process
Molecular function (GO): pyridoxal phosphate binding; L-2-aminoadipate:2-oxoglutarate transaminase activity; aromatic-amino-acid:2-oxoglutarate transaminase activity
Source: RefSeq, a predicted model, not a curated record
AUGGCGCCUCAUGCAGAAGAAGCUCCAGUCUUCAGAACAUCGCCCAGCAAGACAAAAGCACAGAUAGAGGCUACGACCGAUACAACCGCCACUGCGGUACCCGAUCCAAUCACCCAACUACAACCGACAGUGACUCGAUUUCGCCACGACGAUGUCUUGCCUCACAGAGAGUCCUCCACUCCACUCGUGACAGGAGUAGCUCUAUUCUCCUCAGCAGACAUGUUCAAAUCCCCCGGCGCCAAGUCCAAACCUAAAGCCAGCAAAAGUUUCUACAACUCGCACUUAUCACGAGAAGCUAAAGCUCGAAAAUCCAGCUCAUUGAAAGGAGCAAUGAAGUACCUGACACCGGGUACUAUCAGCUUAUGUGGUGGUCUACCAAGUUCAGAGUAUUUCCCCUUCGAAGAACUGUCAUUCGACAUCCCUACAGCGCCUGAAUUCAACUCUCGACAAACAACCACGAUAAAGAGUAGAAAGCACGAUGUUACGGAGGGCAAAUCGUCCAUCGACCUCAACAUCGCACUAAACUAUGGACAAAGUAUGGGUCCACCUCAACUACUGCGAUAUCUGACGGAACACACCGAGAUCGGCAAUACUAGUGCUCUGGAUAUAGCGCUGCGAAUGUUGUGCGAGAGAGGUGACGCGGUGAUCUUCGAGGAAUAUUCGUUCAGCAGUGCUAUUGAGACUGCGUUGCCGAUUGGUCUGGUACCCGUUGGCAUUAAGAUGGACUCGAAGGGUCUAUGUGCUAAAGAUCUGGAGCAUGUACUUGGCAAUUGGGAUUCAGGCGCUUGCUUCGGUACGACGAAGUAUGGUGGUGCGAAGAGGCCGAAGGUUAUGUAUACUAUUCCUACGGGUCAGAAUCCGACUGGUGCUACGCAGGAUGAGCAGAGGAGAAAGGAUAUUCUGGCAGUCUGUGACAAGUAUGAUGUUUUUGUUAUUGAGGAUGAACCAUACUACUUCCUGCAGAUGGAGGAGUACUCAAGCAAGGCACGACAGCACAAUGAUGGUACGAAUGGCAGCACGAAGAAAUCCACAACAGAAGAGUUGAGCGCGUUCAUCGACUCUCUUGUCCCGUCCUACCUUGCUCUGUCCACAAGCGGCAACGUGUUGCGACUGGACUCGUUCUCCAAGAUCAUCGCACCAGGCUCCCGAACUGGCUGGGUGACAGGUCCCGCAGAUUUACUCGAGCGAUUCGUGCGCGCUUCAGAGUACUCGGCACAAAACCCCAGUGGUUUCUCCAUGGUCGCACUGUAUAAAUUGCUGGAGGAAGAAUGGGGCCACAAAGGUUUCCUACAGUGGUUGCAGACACUCCGUCAUGAGUACAGCGCUCGAAGAGAUGGCAUUGUUUCUGCCUGCGAGGAGUACCUGCCAAAGGAUAUUGUUCAGUUCGAUGCGCCUAUUGCUGGUAUGUUCCAGUGGCUACGUGUCGAUGGGUCAAAGCAUCCUGUCUGGAAAGAGAGAUCGAGUGGUCUGCAAACCGAGGCUGAUAAGCGAGCUUUGCUGAUCGAGCUGGAGGGUGAGAUCUUCGAGCACGCAGCUAAGAGAAACAAUGUGGUGGUUGCUAGAGGUAGUUGGUUCUUGGCAGAGAAAGAUGCUUCUGCUGUCGAGAACACUGUCACGAAUGGACAGACAAAUGGCGAGGAGCACAAUGGAGAGAAUGCAAAGGAGGUAGAUAUUGAUACAACUAUCUACUUCCGCAUGACGUUUGCAGCAGCUCCUCAUGACAAGAUUGCUGAGGCAGUAAGACGAUUUGCUGAGACAUUGAACGAGGAGUUUCGAGAGGCAUGA